GUCACGUCAAAGAAUAGUCGCCAGAGUCGCCUGUCAUCGUUCGUUCGUUCGAAUACUUGAAUUUCCUCGACAAAUUCUCUUUAGACACGUGUACUUUACGUAAAUAGAAUUGAAUUUCACAAGUGCUCUUCAAUUUACAUUGUGCAAGCAACAAAACAACAUAGAAAAAGUUCACAAGUCUGUAACUUAUUUGCUAUUGUGUUCGAUAAAAUUCCCGACAGUAUUUUCAUUGUUUACGUGACAAUAAAGCGAUAAAAUGUCCGAGUUUAGGGACUGGUACAACAGUGUCCCGUUCUUUACGCGAUACUGGCUCACCUUCACGAUAGCUCUCAGUCUUAUCGGUAGAUUUGGGCUUAUAAAUUACUACUAUUUUGUGUUGGACUAUUAUCCAUUUAUAAAUCAGUUCCAGAUAUGGAGACCGAUAACUGCAUUGUUCUUCUACCCAAUCGGUCCGUCUACCGGCUUUCACUUCCUGAUCAACUGCUACUUCCUGUACAACUACUCCCAAAGGCUGGAGACGGGCAUGUUUGCCGGGAAACCUGCCGACUACUUCUACAUGCUACUGUUUAACUGGGUGUGCUGCGUUAUCAUCGGUCUUUUGGUCAGCUUGCCUAUUCUAAUGGACCCUAUGGUGUUGUCGGUGCUGUACGUGUGGUGCCAGUUGAACAAGGACGUGAUUGUGUCGUUCUGGUUCGGCACGCGGUUCAAGGCCAUGUACUUGCCGUGGGUGUUGCUGGCUUUCAACCUCGUUAUUAGUGGAGGUGGAGUGAUGGAGCUGCUCGGCAUCCUGAUCGGGCACCUGGCGUUCUUCCUGCUGUUCAAGUACCCGCAGGAGUUCGGAGGACCCGCGCUGUUGACACCUCCAUUCUUCUUGAAACAGAUAUUCCCCGACACGCGGUACGUGGGAGGGUUCGGUACGGCGCCGCAAGCGAGGGUCCCUACCAGGCCGGGGGGCACUGCCUUUGGAGGCCACAACUGGGGACGGGGCCACACUCUCGGCGGAAACUGAAGCCCAUGGACACGGUGCGCGUAAAACUCAACUUGAAAAUAAUAUAGAAUUAUAUCGUUGCUAAUCCUGGCAGACACCAACUUAAUUCUAACGUAGUUUGUCAGUCAAAAUAGUGCCGUCUUUCUCUUGUGAUAUAGUUGCAUAAAAGAGACAGGGUUAGUUUUACAGCUGUCAAAUUAAAUUAAAAUUGAGUUGGUGUCUGACAAAAUUGGCACGAAUGUUGAUGGAAAUUAUCAACAAGAAUUAAUGUUGUAUGCACGCGUAAUAAAAAUGUAUUUUGUUUUUUAUAUACCAAAAGAACUUGCAGUCGAAUUCGAAGUCAUAGUCACUCGUUAUUCGACUUUGAAUUUUAACUUGUAUAUCUUAUAAGACGGUGUCUAUAAUAAUAUUCUUGAUUUGAGGUACAGCUAGGUUCGUGGCUAUAAAGAUAAUAACAGCAUAUCAAAUGUAAUACUCAAAAUCGACCCGCCUUUAGUCGGUUUUUAUUUCAGUUUACCCAGCAUGAAACAAUAUUUUGUACUACUUUUUGUACAAGUUUUAUGUUUGAUGUGCUGUCAAACGUGUGUAACACAAGUGUUUCUUCGUAAUCUGUGACCGUAGCAUACUGCACGUUUACCGCGCUGGACACGAUGAAGUAACGAAUAAAAUGCGCCGCACACGCAAUACGAGCAUCAUGCUACGGAAGCUGAUUAACCGAAUUCCCCUCCAAAUGAAUUCUAUAACUAUUUUAAGUUGAGGGAAUCACACAGCUUGUCCAGUUUAUCAAGACACUGAGUAAAUAAUAACAAAAAGUUUUAUGAAAUGAAAUAAUUCUGACAGCAUCUACAGUAAGGAGCUUGGAGUGUAUUUGUUGUCACUUCACUCCAGAAGGAAAGAAUGGUGAAGGAUGUCUUCGUGGUUUUUUUAAGUAGGUAUCACAUUGUUUAAGAUAAUUUAUGAUAAUAAAUUUGUUGAGUCUGCAGAA
Messenger RNA from Pectinophora gossypiella (pink bollworm), 1973 nucleotides. It is a transcript of the gene Der-1, whose product is annotated as derlin-1. Gene Ontology annotation, cellular component: endoplasmic reticulum membrane; Hrd1p ubiquitin ligase ERAD-L complex. The coding region runs from base 257 to 1009 and encodes 250 amino acids. The record is from RefSeq and is a predicted model, not a curated record. Gene Ontology annotation, biological process: endoplasmic reticulum unfolded protein response. Lineage: Eukaryota; Metazoa; Arthropoda; Insecta; Lepidoptera; Gelechiidae. The transcript has 5 exons. Gene Ontology annotation, molecular function: ubiquitin-specific protease binding; misfolded protein binding.